AUGGCAGACACUCCAUUCGAAAUCGGACUCAUCCAAUCAUUUGCAGAGCAAGCCGUCUUCCUUACGGGCAGCACUGGUGGCAUGGGAGGAUGUAUUCUGUACAAGCUUGCAGUGCAACUCCCUACAAAGAAGAUAUACGUCCUAUGCCGUGGUUCCAAAGAAAGGGCGAUAGCAAAAUGGAGGAAGAGCAUGGGGAACUGCGCCAAUGCCAUUCUCGCGACAAAGAAGGUCGUGUUUGUCUUGGGCGAUAUUGUACAGCCCAAUUUCGGUCUCAGCGAGCACGAUCUCGAGGCCAUGCGCCGUGAUACAACGGUCAUUAUACAUUCGGCCGCGAGUAUCGCAUUGAACAGUGAACUGGCCGAAGCAAUUGAGCAGAACUGCUUACCUUGCUUGGAACUUGCACGAAUGGCCACCUCCUUCCCCAUGUUGAAGCUUCUCGUGCAAACAUCCACUGCCUACGUCAACACAUUCUUGUCCGAUGGCAAGGUCCUUGAGAAGAUCUACAGCGACAUCGCAGAGCAAGACCCCGAGCAGGAACUGCAACACAUCCUGAACACCGGAGACCACCCGAACACCAACCAGUAUACAUGGCCGUAUGCGCACUCAAAACACCUCAUGGAGCGCCUCUUGCAUCACCGACACAGCAACCUCCCGAUUCUGAUCGUCCGGCCGAGCAUCAUCGGCCCAGCGAUCCGUCACCCGUUCCCUCACUAUGGCCCUCCGGGCUCAAACCCAGCAUCCACUUUUGUCCGCGUUUUCCUGUCCAGUGACUCAGAACCAAUGGUCUUCCACGUACCUCAGGGCCAAACAAGCGGAACAAACAUCCUCGACGAAGUCCCCGUAGACUGGGUCGCCAAUGUCGCCCUACUGCACAUCGCGGCAGGAUCAGUUGGAAUCGUGCACGCAGGAGCGCAACUAUAUGUCCCCCGCACGUUGGACGCGCUCCUAGGCGCCAUGCAAGAUAAUGCUGGAGAAAUAGCUCGACGGAAACAGCUUCCGAAAAUCAUUUUCUCUGCCGACCAUUCCGUCGAGCAGUGCUUUCUGGCGGAACUGUUUCGGAUAUGCGCGAGGAAUUGGGAUUUCGAUUGCCAGCGUUCCCUGCGGUUUAAGGAAUUAGCCGGACCGCUUAGCCUGAGGACGGAUGGACAUGAUAUGACCAAGUUUACUGACAGCCGGGUGCGCAUGAUUGCCAGUGAGGUUUUGGCUGCUUCGCGCCCAGCUAAACUGUAA
Molecule: messenger RNA, 1230 nt
Organism: Aspergillus ruber CBS 135680
Lineage: Eukaryota; Fungi; Ascomycota; Eurotiomycetes; Eurotiales; Aspergillaceae
Exons: 1
Coding region: 1-1230 (409 amino acids)
Biological process (GO): long-chain fatty-acyl-CoA metabolic process
Cellular component (GO): peroxisome
Molecular function (GO): alcohol-forming very long-chain fatty acyl-CoA reductase (NADP+) activity
Source: RefSeq, a predicted model, not a curated record